AUGGUAUCAAGUUUUCGUGUUUCUGAACUACAAGUGUUGUUGGGGUUUGCUGGACGUAAUAAAAGUGGGCGGAAACAUGACCUUCUAAUGAGGGCCCUGCACUUACUGAAGAGUGGCUGCAGCCCAGCAGUUCAGAUAAAAAUCCGAGAACUCUAUAGGCGUCGGUACCCAAGGACGAUUGAAGGACUUUCGGACUUAUCGACUAUAAAACCUGCUGUUUUCAAUUUAGACAGUAGUUCCUCUCCUGUUGAACCUGACCUGGCUGUUGCUGGCAUUCACCCGCUCCCUUCUACGUCGGUCACGCCUCAGUCGCCUUCGUCACCUGUCAGUUCGGUGCUCCUCCAAGACACUAAGCCCCACUUUGAGAUGCAGCAGCCAUCCCCUCCAAUUCCACCUGUUCAUCCUGAUGUCCAACUGAAAAGCCUGCCUUUUUAUGAUGUGCUUGAUGUGCUCAUAAAACCUACAAGCCUAGUACAGAGCAGUAUUCAGAGGUUCCAAGAGAAGUUUUUUAUCUUUGCUUUAACACCUCAGCAGGUCAGAGAAAUCUGUAUUUCCAGGGACUUCUUGCCAGGAGGCAGGCGAGAUUACACAGUCCAAGUUCAGCUAAGGUUAUGCCUAGCAGAGACAAGCUGUCCUCAAGAAGAUAAUUACCCUAAUAAUUUGUGUAUUAAAGUAAAUGGGAAGCUGUUUCCAUUGCCGGGCUAUGCUCCACCACCAAAAAAUGGAAUUGAACAGAAGAGACCUGGGCGCCCCUUGAAUAUAACAUCUCUAGUUAGGUUGUCGUCAGCAGUGCCAAACCAGAUUUCCAUUUCUUGGGCUUCUGAAAUUGGAAAGAAUUACUCCAUGUCUGUGUAUCUCGUUCGCCAGCUCACUUCAGCAAUGCUUUUGCAGAGGUUAAAAAUGAAAGGUAUCAGAAACCCUGAUCAUUCCAGAGCGCUAAUUAAAGAAAAACUGACUGCAGAUCCUGAUAGUGAGAUUGCCACAACCAGUCUGCGGGUUUCUCUGAUGUGUCCUCUGGGAAAAAUGAGACUGACAAUCCCAUGCCGGGCUGUUACUUGCACACACCUGCAAUGUUUUGAUGCUGCUCUUUAUCUUCAAAUGAAUGAAAAGAAGCCUACCUGGAUCUGCCCUGUCUGUGACAAAAAGGCAGCUUAUGAGAGCCUGAUCUUAGAUGGGCUCUUUAUGGAAAUCCUUAAUGAGUGUUCGGAUGUGGAUGAGAUCAAGUUCCAAGAAGAUGGCUCGUGGUGCCCCAUGAGGCCAAAGAAAGAAGCUGUGAAAGUCUCAAGUCCACAGUGCACCAAAAUAGAAAGUUCCAGUGUUGUUAGCAAACCGUGUUCUGUGACGGUGGCCAGUGAAGUAAACAAGAAGAAAGUUGAUGUUAUUGACUUGACAAUAGAAAGCUCUUCUGAUGAAGAAGAAGAUCCUCCUGUCAAAAGGAAGUGCAUAUUUAUGUCUGAAACACAAGGAAGCCCAACCAAAGGGGUUCUCAUGUAUCAGCCAUCUUCUGUCAGAGUGCCCAGCGUGACAACGGUCGAUGCUGCUGCUAUUCCUCCUUCGUUAACAGACUACCCAGUACCAUUCCAUCACCCGCCAAUAUCCAGUAUUUCAUCAGACCUGCCAGGUUUGGAUUUUCUAUCGCUAAUUCCAGUUGAUUCACAGUACUGUCCUCCUAUGUUUUUGGAUAGUCUCACCUCAACCUUAACAAGCAGCACAUCUGGCAGCAUCAUCACAUCAACCAGUCACCAGGAGAGCAGCACACACGUUAGCUCCUCUGGCAGGAGCGAGACGGGAGUGAUAACCAGCAGUGGAGGCAGUGCUCCUGACAUCAUCUCACUGGACUGA
Molecule: messenger RNA, 1842 nt
Organism: Mesitornis unicolor (brown roatelo)
Lineage: Eukaryota; Metazoa; Chordata; Aves; Mesitornithiformes; Mesitornithidae
Gene: PIAS2
Product: protein inhibitor of activated STAT, 2
Exons: 13
Coding region: 1-1842 (613 amino acids)
Biological process (GO): regulation of transcription by RNA polymerase II; protein sumoylation
Molecular function (GO): SUMO ligase activity; zinc ion binding; transcription coregulator activity
Source: RefSeq, a predicted model, not a curated record